CUUGGCUCGCGAGAUUUUGCUGUUCCGCAUUUCAGGUCUGCGGGGUGGGGGAAGCGGGAGAGGCGGCCUCCGCGGUCCGCAGCGGCUCGCAGCGGCUCUGACCCGGCUCCGAGCCCGGCUUCCGCUGUCCGCGAGCCGAGGGACUGUCCGCUGCCUCUCGGUUCCCGCGCGGGUCCCGAAUCCUGACCGGGGCGGGGGCCAGCGGCCCCUUCCCCGCCUCCGAGGACCGAAGAUGAGCUUCCUCUUUAGCAGCCGCUCUUCUAAGACAUUCAAGCCCAAGAAGAAUAUCCCCGAAGGGUCUCAUCAGUACGAACUCCUAAAACAUGCAGAAGCGACUCUGGGAAGUGGAAAUCUGAGGCAAGCAGUUAUGUUGCCCGAGGGAGAGGACCUCAAUGAGUGGAUUGCUGUGAACACUGUGGAUUUCUUCAACCAAAUCAACAUGCUGUAUGGAACUAUCACAGAAUUCUGCACAGAAGCAAGCUGCCCGGUUAUGUCUGCAGGCCCCAGGUAUGAAUAUCACUGGGCAGAUGGUACUAAUAUUAAAAAGCCGAUCAAAUGUUCUGCACCAAAAUACAUCGACUACUUGAUGACCUGGGUUCAGGAUCAGCUUGAUGAUGAAACUCUUUUUCCUUCUAAGAUUGGUGUCCCAUUUCCCAAGAACUUCAUGUCUGUGGCGAAGACGAUUCUAAAACGCCUCUUCAGGGUUUAUGCCCACAUUUACCACCAGCACUUCGACUCUGUGAUGCAGCUGCAGGAGGAGGCCCACCUCAACACCUCCUUUAAGCACUUUAUUUUCUUUGUUCAGGAGUUUAAUCUGAUUGACAGGCGUGAGCUGGCACCUCUUCAGGAAUUAAUUGAGAAGCUUGGAUCAAAAGACAGAUAAAUGUUUCUUCUAGAAUGCAGCUAUCCUCUUCCUUCAUCUACUGCUAGAGCUAUCUCAUUGCUAUUUGUUGUAGACUAGUGAUACAGACUUUAAGAAGACAGGAUAAAAGGACAUCCUGUAUGUGUCUGCAGUAAAACUGUCCCAAAGGUAGGUUGUCCAGGAGCUUCAGAGACCAUAAGGACACAGUCAGGUCAGAGGCGCUGUGUGAGUACUCCUGUUACCAUCCGAGUCACACUUGGUUGUAACAUGUGAUGACCAACCCAUAGUUUAUUAGUUUACUUGGUUUUUUUACUCACAAAAAUUAUUGCAUCUGUUUCAAGUGUCAGCAUAAUGGAUAGUAAGAGUUUUUGCCAUUGACUUGUUAAUAAGUUUCCAGAACAAAUUUCUUAAUACAAUCAGAUUUUUUUUUUCUGCUUUUAUUUUAUUAAAAGAAAAGGUAUUUUUAAGUUUGCUUAAGAUUUAGAACUUCUAGGUUGGGUGUGGUGACACUGUAAUCCCAGCACUUGGGAAGCUGAGGCAGGAGGAUUGCUGUGAGUUUGAGCCCAGCCUGGGCUACACAGUGAGACCCUGUUUAAGUAGAACCUGUGUGUCACUUUGGAUAACCAUUUAGUUUCAAGUUUGUAUGCCCAUGUUUUUAUAGAUAAGAGUAUAUAUUUUUUAAAAUUCAUGAUUGCAGUUUAAAUCAUGGCAUAUGGGAGUAACCAAAGUUAUUUUUAAAUUGGUUUUAUUUUUAAUCUUUCUUUGGGAUUGUAUUCACAUCUGUCUAAAUUAUUAGGAGUAUUCAUAUAUCAGAAAUAAUAUUUUUAGGCUUCUGAGGGUGGUUUGUAUGUUUUCAUUUUAAAUUUUUUUUUUUUUUAAUUAAUAUGUAGCUUUUGGUUGAGAAAAAGAAAGCUAAAAAUAUAUGACAAACUUAGGUCUCAAAGCCACUAUUUUCAUUCACAUUGUUUUUAGAGGCCUUGCAGUUUCGGUAAGAUUAAAGUAUUCAGAGUACUUGUCUAUUUUGUUUCCUAUAAAAAUUACCUCUGUGGUUUUUGUGUUUUGGUUCUGGGGAUGGCGAGGCAGGGGCUCUGUCCCACAGCUGCAUCCCAGCCCUUUUAGUCAGGUUUAGGUUUCCCAGUCUGGCCUUGAACUUGUGAUCUUCCUGCCUCCGCCUCCAGAGUAGAAUCUUAAUUUCAUACUGUUAAUAAAGGAUAGAUUGAGCUUCCA
Molecule: messenger RNA, 2089 nt
Organism: Chinchilla lanigera (long-tailed chinchilla)
Lineage: Eukaryota; Metazoa; Chordata; Mammalia; Rodentia; Chinchillidae
Gene: Mob1a
Product: MOB kinase activator 1A
Exons: 6
Coding region: 233-883 (216 amino acids)
Biological process (GO): positive regulation of protein phosphorylation; hippo signaling
Cellular component (GO): nucleus; cytoplasm
Molecular function (GO): protein kinase activator activity
Source: RefSeq, a predicted model, not a curated record